AGUCAGGGUAGUGGCCAUGGGGUGAGCAUACAAUGGAUUGCCAACAAUGAACUGACACAAUAACCUUAGUAGAGUUAACUCCUGCUGGUUUUCUAGUCUGGCAGGUAAUUGCCAAGUAAGUGUCUGAUUAAAUAGCUAUUGAAAAGGUACAGCAGGGAUGGAAGAAAACUGGCUCCACAUUUAUGAACUGCAAAAUUAAUUAUUUAUAUUCUAUACAACACUUUGAAAAGAGCCAUUCUGCACAAAGAGUGCUUUUACUUUUGAUACUUUAAGUUAAUGUAGCUGUUAAUGCUUCUGUAUAACUUGAGUAUAUUUUAAAUUCAGCACUACAGAAUUACUUGUAAUGGAGUAUUUUUAGACUGUGGUAAUUCUAGUUUUACUUAGGCCAAAGUAAAGAAUCUAAAUGACCUUGAGUAAACCUAGCAAUACCACCGUGUAACAAUACUCCAUAACAAAUAAAAGUCCUUUAAAAUCUUACUUUAGUCCAGUCAAGUACAGAGAAAUGAACAGCGAAAUGUGCAGUUGCAGUAUCAAAGUGAAUUGUUUUGCAGAAAAUUAGCCCUUAUAUUAUCAUUUUGUAUGCAUCAUUAGUUAUUUUUCGUGGGUUAGGAAAUGAGUUUGCUUACUUACUUACUUAGCUUUUUCUCAACACAACAAUUUAGAAAUGAAUUAAAGCUAUUAAUACGUUUGAGGUUGUGGUUGAUAUUGAUAAUAUUUUCUGCCAACUCUUUACAUCCCCAAACAACUGACACCUCCUCCACGUGCCUGCUUGUUUUUCUACGUCACUUCCUGCGCGGCAGAUAUUGAGCCAGCUAACGUCUGGCAAACUGUCAACUAGCUUAAGAUGUUUCGCCCUGCGUCGUUCGUAUACACUUUACAAACAUUGCCGUCUUUAGAUCGCACAGAUAGUCGUCUGCUCUCCCACGGAUUAAUGCUCACUUACGUUUAAAACCGCCGACAUAUGUAUUUGCUUAUGUUAUUCCUACGCUAGCAACGUUAGUGGCUACUGUUAGCAGGGGAGGCAGCAGUACACGUUUACAAACGUUUGCUAUAGGCAUCAUAGUUGUACUGAUAGUACUGGGUUUGCGUUGAUCACGUGUUUGUAGGUAACUUAAUGUUUUAGCUAGCUGGAAGAGUCACUGCAUUUGUGAAUGCCUCGGAAGUAGCGAGUUAGCGUAAGUUGCUGCAAAGUUCGUCAUCAUGUCUAAUCAGCUGACUGCAGAGCAGCAGCGAAAGAUUGAUGAAAACAGACUCCGGGCUUUGGAGAGAAGAGCCCAAAGACUUGGACAGACUGUCAGCAUCAAUAAGCAGACCUCAGGAGGCUUCAGCAGUACUUCAGUGCAGGUACAGCCCUUCAAACAGAGCGGUGCCUCGGAUCCUGCAGCGACCCUGCCUCCUCGCAGAGAGACGCUCGGCUCAGCUUCUGCACAAACAUGUUUUGUUCCGCCCUUUAAAAAAGACUCGCCGAGCUUCAGUAAUUACAAUCAAGGCUCAAAGCCUCAGCAGUUAUCUGUCUCUAGUCACCAAAUCAACCAGAGUACUAACUCUGCUUCACCGAGACAGAUACAAGUCAUUGACCCACUUCCUCAGGUGAAAAGUCCACAUGUGAGCAGCCCUGUCUUGUCUAGCAGAGGAAUAUUUGGUUUGAAGCCAGCUCAUCCCAAACAUAACCUCACCUCCAACAGCUCUAAUGGUGCAGUUGUCUCAUUCUACAAGCAAAAUAGUAAACCUGGCAAAAGUCCUGCAGCACAGCUUCCCUCCAACUCAUCAACUUUCAAUGCUGUACCUGCAAAAAAGCCUGCCAUCUCUGUAAGAGGGAAAUGUGUAGCUCACGCAGAGGGCCGCUUCAGAGUAGAAGUGGGCUACCACAUAGAGCUGAUUGCUGUUUUCAAGUCCAUCCCUUCAAAGAACUAUGACCCUGCCACAAAGAUGUGGAACUUCAGUCUGCUGGACUAUCGACUGCUAAUGGAGGAAUCCGCUGCAAUUGUCUCUGUGUCUUUGAGGCCUCUGGAGGGAAUGGAGGCAGUGGACGUUGCAGCAGCCACCAGCCGAGCUUGUGACGGUGCAGCGCUGGGGGCGCUGCUGAAGCUGUGUAACGGCUGGCAGAAACCUGGAGCCACUGUGCAGGGCCAGUGCACCCUGGUGUCUCCGACAAAGUUUGAGGUUGACAUUGGUUACUGUGUCGACGUUAUUGCAGCGUUCAAGCAGAUGCCGUCAAAGAGCUAUGACAUGAAAACAAGGAAGUGGAGCUUUUCACUUGAGGAUUACAAGAGACUCUUGGAUGUCCUCAGUGGGAUAGCAGCAGUGGAGGUGGAGCCUCUGCCCAGGGCAGUAGUCCAGGCUUUCUCUGCCAGGUUUGACGGGACUGAAGCCAGGUCUUUAGACGUCCCUGAGGCAGACCUCUCCAGCAUCGACCCCACGAUCACCUGCAGCCUCAUGCCCUUCCAGAAGGAAGGAGUCAAUUUUGCUGUGUCUAAACAAGGCCGCCUCCUCCUGGCCGAUGACAUGGGCCUGGGAAAGACGGUGCAGGCCAUCUGUAUAGCAGCCUACUACAGGAAUGAGUGGCCCUUGCUGGUGGUGGCUCCCUCCUCUGUGCGAUUCACCUGGGCCGAGGCCUUCAGACGCUGGCUCCCCUCCCUGAGUCCUGACAGCAUCAACGUGGUGGUGAAAGCCAAAGACAAUCUGCGCUCAGGUUUGGUCAACAUCAUCAGUUACGACCUGCUGAGCAGGAUGGACAAGCAGCAGCUGGGAAACCCCUUCAAUGUUCUCAUCAUGGAUGAGUGUCACUUUCUGAAGAACAUGAAGACUGCUCGUUGUAAAGCAGCCCUGCCUCUGCUGAAGGCAGCAAAGAGAGUGAUUCUUCUGUCUGGUACCCCCGCCAUGUCCAGACCUUGUGAGCUGUACACCCAGAUUCUGGCUGUCAGACCUACACUGUUCCCUCGCUUCCAUGAGUUUGGGAUGCGCUACUGCGGUGCCACACAGUCGACUUGGGGUUGGGACUACUCUGGCUCCUCUAACCUCGGGGAGUUGAAGCUGUUGCUGGAGGAGUGUCUAAUGUUGCGCCGCCUCAAGUGCGACGUCCUCUCCCAGCUUCCUGCUAAACAACGCAAGGUUGUCACAGUGACCAUAGAUGGUGUCAACAGCCGCAUAAAAGCUGCUCUGUCAGCUGCUGCCAAGCAGUUGGCCAAUGGACAACGCAACAAAAAGGAAGAGAAGGAAGCCCUCCUCAUCUUUUAUAACCACACUGCCGAAGCCAAGCUGCAAGCCAUUAUGGAGUACAUCACAGACAUGCUGGAGUGUGGGAGGGAGAAGUUUCUAGUGUUCGCUCAUCAUAGGUUAGUCCUGGAUCACAUCACCACCGAACUGGGAAAAAAGAAUGUGAGUUACAUCCGGAUUGACGGGUCCACUCCUUCAGCUGAACGGCAGCAGCUGUGUGAUAAGUUCCAGUGCUCGACCAACACCUGUGUGGCUGUGCUGUCCAUCACUGCAGCCAACAUGGGUCUCACCCUGCACGCUGCUGACCUGGUGAUCUUUGCUGAGCUUUUCUGGAACCCCGGGAUUCUCGUUCAGGCAGAGGAUAGGGUGCACCGUAUUGGACAAACCAGCAAUGUGAACAUUCACUACCUGGUUGCCAGGGGAACUUCUGAUGAUCACUUAUGGCCAAUGAUCCAGGAAAAAAUGAGUGUCUUGGAGCAAGUGGGUUUGUCUGAGUCCAACCUCUCUGACAAAGCAGUGAACGCCAGCUUCCACUCUAGAGAAACUAACCAGAGGAGCAUCAUGGAGAUGUUCCAGAGGUCUUUCACUGCGGAUGACGACAUGGACGAAGCCGCCUUACUGGAGGCUGCAAACGACUGGGAGGACACCCCGCCUGAAAACAGUUCUGCUCAGCACCGGGGCGUGGUCGCACAAAGCCCCAGCAAAAGGAGCAUCAAAGACCAUUUCAGCACAUGACUUUGAAACGCCCCGUGUUGACAAAUUAUAUUAACAUCACUCUGUUUUGCUUAUUGGAACAAGUAGUGAUAAGCCCAUCAUGACUGAUGUUAAAUUAUGUUGUUUGUCAAAAGCUUUUUUUUGUAAAAUAACCAAACAAACAUAUUUUUACUAAUAAGAGAAAAUAAAUAAAUGUUUAAGAGUCCCUGU
Cottoperca gobio is the source of this 4140-nucleotide messenger RNA. RefSeq names its product SWI/SNF related, matrix associated, actin dependent regulator of chromatin, subfamily a-like 1 (gene smarcal1). The record is from RefSeq and is a predicted model, not a curated record. Lineage: Eukaryota; Metazoa; Chordata; Actinopteri; Perciformes; Bovichtidae. Gene Ontology annotation, molecular function: ATP binding. Gene Ontology annotation, biological process: replication fork processing; DNA repair. Gene Ontology annotation, cellular component: nuclear replication fork. Bases 1201 to 3951 code for a protein of 916 amino acids. The transcript is spliced from 17 exons.